AUGGACGAGCGCAUCUUCGGGUUCAACAAGGUCGUCAUCGACACGGUGUACGACGUCAUCUGCCUGCUGUACCCGGUCACGGGAUCGGAGCGGGAUUUCGCGCGCUUCUACGUGCUGGAGACCGUCGCGCGCGUGCCCUAUUUCGCGUACCUGUCGGUGAUGCACCUGCGCGAGACCUUCGGCGAUCGCGACCCGGGCGACUCGGAGCGCAUGCGGACGCACUACGCCGAGGCGGACAACGAGCUGCACCACCUGCUGAUCAUGGAGUCGCUGGGCGGCAACUCGUCGGCCGUGGACCGGACCCUGGCGCAGACCAUGGCCUUCUUCUACUACUGGUACGUGACCGUCGUCUACUCGUUCUCGGAGCCCGCGGCGUACCACCUGUCGGAGCUCAUCGAGGACCACGCGUUCAACACGUACGACGGCUUCCUCAGGGACCACGGGCCCAAGCUCAAGGGCAUGCCCGUGCCCGACAUCGCGCGCAAGUACUACGAGCGCGACGACCCCUUCCUCUUCGACCAGUUCUGCACCGUCAAGGAGCCCGACGGCGGCGAGUUCACGUCGAGAUCCCGGCCGCCGCUCGAGUCGCUCUACGACGUCUUCGUCAACAUCCGCAACGACGAGAAGGAGCACUGGAAGACGCUCUGCAACCUCGUCCAGCUCGACGACACGCAGGGGUUCCCCGUCCAGAGCACCGAACCCGCGCCGCCGCAGCUCGCGGCGCCGUGA
Aureococcus anophagefferens is the source of this 729-nucleotide messenger RNA. RefSeq lists its product as hypothetical. Gene Ontology annotation, molecular function: alternative oxidase activity. Lineage: Eukaryota; Pelagophyceae; Pelagomonadales; Pelagomonadaceae. The record is from RefSeq and is a predicted model, not a curated record. Gene Ontology annotation, cellular component: mitochondrion. The transcript has a single exon. Bases 1 to 729 code for a protein of 242 amino acids. Gene Ontology annotation, biological process: alternative respiration.